AUGGCUUUUGUCUCUGGUGGUUUUGGGCGCAGCCCCUCUGGGCGACGAAAGGCCACUCGACUCGGUGCCAGACUCGUUCCUCGUGUCCAGGGCGAAUGGCCUGGAAAUCUGGACAAGGUAGUGGACAUAUUCAUGAGGUUGGAGAACGAAUACCUUGGACAACCUGCGCUGGACGAGAUGAAGGAACUUGGGCCGACUUUGAAUUUUCGGUUCUUUUGGGAGGACGAUAUCAUGACCUCGGAGCCCCAACACCUAAAGACCAUGCUCGUAACUGAUCAUCAGAACUACGUCAAAGGUGUAAAGUUUGGAAAGGCAGUUGACUCGGUUCUUGGAACGGGUGUAUUUAACUCGGAUGGUGAAACAUGGAAGCUUCACCGAACUAUGACACGGCCUUUCUUCAAUCAUGAUCGGAUGAGUCAUUUUGAGAUCUUUGACCGUCAUGUGAAUCGUACUAUCGCUUUGGCGAAGGAACGUUUCAAGAUGGACUUGGCGAUCGACUUCCAAGUAGGGCUUCAACUCGGCAUUUUGACAUCUUUGUUGAAGAACUGCCCACAGGAUCUCAUCUCCAGAUUUACACUUGAUUCUGCAUCGGAGUUCCUGUUUGGACAUUGCACUGAUUCACUUUCCGCCGAACUUCCUUUCCCCCGUAACACAGGAGAAUCCACAGAUACCAUUCAAAGAGACAUUAUAGCAGCCUUCUCAGAUGUUUUCUCUCAAGCUCAACAUGCAAUCAGUCGUCGUCUUAUACUUGGGUCGACGUGGCCAAUGACUGAGAUUCUUGCUGACAGCACCGCGCAAGAUAUGAAGGUGGUCAGCGAAUUUUUGGAUCCGAUUUUCGAAGCCGCUCUGAGGAGGCAUAGCACGGCUGCCAAAUCAGAUGAAAACAACACUGCGGGCAACGAAACGCUUGUGGAUCAUCUGGUAAAACUGACAUCGGACUUCAAAGUCAUCAAGGACGAGACGUUGAACAUAUUACUAGCAGGAAGAGAUUCGAGUCAUCCUGGUUGGUAA
This is a messenger RNA of Suillus bovinus, 1011 nucleotides long. Its product is annotated as cytochrome P450. The record is from RefSeq and is a predicted model, not a curated record. The coding region runs from base 1 to 1011 and encodes 336 amino acids. The transcript is spliced from 9 exons. Lineage: Eukaryota; Fungi; Basidiomycota; Agaricomycetes; Boletales; Suillaceae. Gene Ontology annotation, molecular function: monooxygenase activity; heme binding; iron ion binding.